GGUUCUCUGUGAUUCAAUUCAUUUUCCAAUCUAAUGUUUUGUUGUGCAUAUGAACAUGUAUGUAUGAAUUCUUUGUCUGUUCUUCUAUGUGUGUGUCAUUGCUUUUCGAUCCAGAGAAAUGUUUUAUUUUAUUUUAAUUGUUGCAUCUGUUGAAUCAUCCACACUCGAACUCGCUCGCUGUACAUCCAGCGGUGGAUCUCCUGGUGUGUUUCUCACAUCCACUCGGCAGCAGAAGGUCCAGAGGCUCUCACUCUGACAUUCACAGAUUCAGCCCCGCGGCUCAUCUCUGUAUCUCUGUACAUUCCAUUUAUAAUGUAUAGGCUAAAGUUGUAUUUUUUCUCCUGUUACAGUGAGUACAUGUGGAAACUCCAUUACAAGUUUCCCCCGUGCUCUCUCUUGGAUCAAUGAGACUUUUCAAACUGAUUUCAGAGCUCCAGCUGUUUGUUCUGUUGCCUGCUGGAGAAAGUGAUAUUAUCUUAUCCCCCAAAGGGAAUCACAGCCAAAAUAAGCAUUCACAAGGCUGAGCCAGGGCUCCAAUUACAGGUCUCAGUUUGUUUUAAAAACCAACACGUCCUUUAAUUUUCACGAUCCUGCUUCAGUCAGCAUGACCAGUGCGUAGCAGACUCCUCCAGGACAAGUGUCUCAGCGUCUCUUCUCCCAGUGGCUGCUGACGUCCUGUCCCCAGUCAGAUGUCCCUCAGAGCCCUGAAAGACAUUUAGCAUCUGCCUCGAAUCUGUAGUCUUGGAAACUGGCCAUUCACAGUAUUCUUUUGUUGAACAAGCACAGUUUCAGUUUCUAGAGAAAAUAACCCUUUUAAAUGUAAGUGAGGAAUCUUCUUUGUAAACUCGUGACUCUGUCGUGCUGCGGCCUUGAUCACACGGCCACAGAUUUCACUUCGUCCUUGUCACCCAGGAGAGAGGCUUUACUGUCCCAGACCUCCGGCUCUUGUCUUUCUUUCUCUCUCCACUCACACAUUUGUUUCCUCUUAUCUUUCACUAGUAUCCCCCCCGCUCGCCUGCAGGCUGCUUGUUUUGGCUUGAGGGCUGUUUUCUCUUUGCCUGGGUCGGUGAGAUCUGUCAGCUGCAGGGGAGAAAUGUCCCUGACAAUGAAUUUCUAUUGGAGAGCUCACAACUUGUAUGUCUGGUUAUUUUUUACAUGUCUCCCGCCCCCCCCUUCACCUGCAACUCGUCAUGGGUCUUUCUCCCACGUCUUACUUCUUGACCCCUCGACCCUAACAACUCAGCAGAUAUAUUGCUCAUUGUUAUCUUUUUCCUGCAGAAUCUCUGUUUUCCAGUGGUCAUAAAAAAGCUUUGGUUUGAACCCUUCUGGAGAAAAGCAUUCCAGAUGCCUGUAAUCUGUAGAACUUGUCUUGUGACUGCUUUCACUGCAAAAUUCUCUUAAUCCUGUUUUUGGUUUCCUCUCUCAGCGUGAGGACAUUGUCUGACCCCACAGAACAUUUCUUUAAUCUUCCAUAACUUAACCUUAUUUCUCUCUUGAACAUCUCAGGUGCUGCUUGGACAGAAACGACACUUAAACUUUAUCUCAUAACCACAAUCCUAAUUUUUUUUUUUCUACAGGUGUCGGGUUUCAUCAAAUAUUGAUAUUCCCUUCUCACAUUGUUUGAGGCCAGAAGAGUUUUUAUUUGUAAAGAGUAAGGUCAGAAUAAUGGACAUGAUUUUUAAGUCUGUGAUGAUCUUUGGUUCUUAAAAGGUCUCAGUUAUAUAAAUUAGAUUAUAAGUCAACUGCUCACAUGUGGAUUUCUUCCAUUAAAAUGCGAGUAAAGUAUUGUUUUACAAAAUGUUAUCAUGCUGUGUUUGCAGCUGUAUUUUCACACAUCAUGCGUGCUGUUUGUUUUAAUGCUCCACCUUCCAUCACUCCCAGUGUGGGGCUUCUCUUUCCUGAGUGUGACGCUGAUCAAUGCCUUCUCCCUCACCGGAGUCCUCAGCGUGCCUCUGUUGAAGACGCGCUUUAUGAAACACGCCAUCGUCUUUUUCAUCGCUCUUGCCAUCGGCACGCUGUUCUCCACCGCCAUCCUGCAGCUCCUGCCAGAGUGUGGGGUUAUGGGAUCCUGUCUGUGACACUCAUCUCUCUGUGUUCGCUGGUGGGGGCCAGCGUGGUGCCCUUCAUGAAGAAAACCUUUUACAAGCGCCUGCUGCUCUACUUCAUAGCCCUGGCCAUUGGCACGCUCUACUCCAACGCCCUGUUUCAGCUCAUCCCAGAGGCGUUUGGUUUUGACCCCAUGGUGGAUUUCUACGUGUCCAAGUCGGCCGUCGUGUUCGGAGGUUUCUACCUCUUCUUCUUCGUGGAGAAGGUUCUCAGGGUUCUGCUCAAACAGAAGAAUGGGAGCCACGGCCACAGUCACUACUCCAGUGAGCGUCGCUGCUCGUCACCUGACAAGGAGCUGGAGGAGGGCGAGAAGGAGAAGCUGCAGCUGAACGGAGAAGCCAGCAGUCUGGCUGCGGGCAAAGUGGACGCCGGGGAGGGCGAGCUCAUGCUCAGCCCGGCUCAGACGCCACAGGACUCCCAGAGGCCAGAGAGCACGGGGAGAUCUGGAGUCGGCCGUGGCUGCUAUUGGCUGAAGGGGACGACCUACUCUGACAUCGGCACGCUGGCCUGGAUGAUCACGCUCAGCGACGGUCUGCACAACUUCAUCGACGGCUUGGCGAUCGGAGCGUCCUUCACCUCGUCCGUCUUCCAGGGCAUCAGCACGUCCGUGGCCAUCCUGUGUGAGGAGUUCCCCCACGAGCUGGGAGACUUCGUGAUCCUGCUGAACGCCGGCAUGAGCAUACAACAGGCUCUGUUCUUCAACUUCCUGUCGGCCUGCUGCUGUUACCUGGGCAUGGGCUUCGGCAUCCUGGCCGGCAACAGCUUCUCACCCAACUGGAUCUUCGCCCUGGCUGGAGGAAUGUUCCUCUACAUCGCUCUGGCAGACAUGUUCCCGGAGAUGAACGAGGUGAGUCGUGAGGAAGAGGACGCCGGCGGCAGCAGCUUCCUCCUCACCUUUGCCAUCCAGAACGCCGGGCUGCUGACGGGCUUCUCCAUCAUGCUGCUCCUCACCAUAUACUCUGGACAGAUACAGAUGGGCUAGCACCAGACCAGCUCUGGCCCGGGGCAACAUGAACUGGGGACGGGUGCUGGUUUGUGCCGGUGGAAACUGGCUCGGAGAGGAGGGAAGCCAAACCUUCUUUUCCUCUUUGUCCCCCCCCC
Platichthys flesus (European flounder) is the source of this 3207-nucleotide messenger RNA. RefSeq names its product solute carrier family 39 member 14 (gene slc39a14). NCBI's taxonomy places the organism in Eukaryota, Metazoa, Chordata, Actinopteri, Pleuronectiformes, Pleuronectidae. The coding region runs from base 1751 to 3088 and encodes 445 amino acids. Gene Ontology annotation, molecular function: zinc ion transmembrane transporter activity. The record is from RefSeq and is a predicted model, not a curated record. Gene Ontology annotation, cellular component: membrane. Gene Ontology annotation, biological process: zinc ion import across plasma membrane; intracellular zinc ion homeostasis. The transcript is spliced from 7 exons.